AUGUUAGUAUAGAUAAACCAGUGAAUAGGUUUCAGUGUAUCUCUGUAGAUAGCAGUUAUUUUAAAUAGUACAUAAAUAUAUUUUUAUGUGCUUCGUAUUUUAGGGCAGAUCAAGAUUAUGAUAUGGGUCCAACUACAGAAAUGAUGAUAAAUGAUUUUGAUGAUGAACGGACUUUAGAUGAAGAAGAAGCUUUAGAAGGUAGUGAAGACUCUCACAACGAGUUGUCCAACUUGCAAAAGGAAGGUGAUAUGCCACUAAAAGACCUACUUGCGAUGUAUGGAUACGGGGAUCCAUCGACGGAAAAUUCAAACAGUUCAGACCGAAUGCUAAUCCCAUCGGGAAGCGGUGAUCCAGAGAUUGAAGGACAGUAUUCCGAUAAGGGAGAUAACGACGCUGAUGACGAUGAAGAUGACGAUGAAGCGGAUGGAACUAGUAACGAGCCAGAUCUUAAGCAAUUUUAUACAGAGAUGUUGGUGAAAGGAAAGGACUCGUCGUCAUUGGUGUCAGGAUCAACGAUGAAAGGAAGCAAUACCAAUGUAGAUACUGGAGACAGUAGUAGACGACAUCGAAUUCAUGAUGACGAUGAAGAUGAUGAAGAAGGUGAGGCAGAAGAAUGUUCUAUGAUCGACGGUUGUAGCAACAAUGAAAACGCAAGAACGACUUCAACUACUACCGCUAACUGUGCUGGUAUAGCUGCACUCGCCAGCUGUACGAAUGAUAAUACGGCAGGCGGUGUAGAAGGUAGCGUUAGUAGUGGAAUGGUUGAUGGAGGAGAAGACGGAAUAGUUAGCGGUGGCACACUGGGUAGUGGCACAUCAAGAUUAUUGCGAAGCGUAUCGCGGCCGCAAAGCGAAGAGGAAGAAGAUGAUUGUGAUUAUAGUCCAGAUGAAGAGGAAUGGAAGAAGACAAUCAUGGUUGGUAUUAAUUACCAAGCGGCCAUACCAGAAGGUCUUUGUCAUUACGACGACGCUUUACCUUAUGAAAAUGAGGACAAAAUGUUAUGGGAUCCCAGUCACAUACCUGAAGAAGAAACUGAAGAGUUUUUGGAACGGGCACAGUUACCAGCGGUAAAAGGUGGUUCUCUGCCAACUGGAUCUCAUAUUAGAGACGACGAGCAAGCUUUAUAUCUGUUGUUGCAAUGUGGCUACAAUCUUGAGGAGGCAUUAAGAAGACGAAGAAUGAACGUCGUACCGCCAACGGAUGCAGUUAGUCUUUGGUCGGAAGAAGAGUGUCAUAAUUUCGAAUCGGGACUACGGAGUUACGGAAAAGAUUUCCAUCUUAUACAGAAGAAUAAGGUUAGAACGCGAUCUGUUGGCGAACUGGUGCAAUUUUAUUAUCUUUGGAAGAAAACGGAACGGCACGAUAUAUUUACAUACAAGGCACGGUUAGAAAAGAAGAAAUACGCUUUGCAUCCUGGUAUCACGGACUAUAUGGACCGAUUUCUGGAAGAACAAGAGGGUGUUCGCGAUCGUAGCAGCUCACCGAAUGUUCAUUGCUUAUUGUAUGGUGAUACGAAACGGCAAAGGUCAACCGUUAAUGCCCCAAACAAUGACGAAACAAAGCCGACGGAACCUUGGGAUGGUACUGCGAUUGAUCCUUUAGCUGAUUUGAAUGGACCAACGCCAGCACCGCCACCACCUCCUCCUCCACCUCCACCACCACCGGUAUCAACCGCUGUGAUUGUAUCGUCCUCAGGUUCUAUUUCAACUACGUUGUCUACAUCUAUAUAUUGUACCACAUCAAGUCUUCAUUCCGAUUGUUCACCGUCCGAUUCUAGCUACACUAAUCCACAUACAUGGUCAAAUUUGACGUCUCGAAGUCACUCUACCUCCUCUAUCGUAACGACAAUUACGCUAAAUGCCACUACAACUAGCACCGUCCCGCUGGUUACAGCCGUUGGAAUCACAAGCACAGUUGUUACAUCUUGUUCUACCACUUCAGCCACCUCUAACAGUUUUUAUCAUUCAAGAGUGACAUCGAGAAGCAACGAUGUACAUGAUUCACCAUCGCCGGAGAACAUUUUACCUCAUUUGCCCCCUUAG
Heterotrigona itama is the source of this 2042-nucleotide messenger RNA. NCBI's taxonomy places the organism in Eukaryota, Metazoa, Arthropoda, Insecta, Hymenoptera, Apidae. The record is from the annotation of a GenBank genome assembly.